Molecule: messenger RNA, 1619 nt
Organism: Cuscuta epithymum
Lineage: Eukaryota; Viridiplantae; Streptophyta; Magnoliopsida; Solanales; Convolvulaceae
Source: the annotation of a GenBank genome assembly
CGGAAAACGCGCAUUCAAAAAGAUAUCUGAAGAUGGAAAGAGAGAGCGAUCACGCAGGGAGAAAGCUAAAUUGCCUAGGAUCGAAAUGAGCGGAAGCAAGGGCCAAUUUAGCGAUGGAGAAACAGCCGGGGCGGUGAAGAAGAAAGGGAAGGGAAAACCAAGCCGGACGUCUAUGAUAUUGUGGCAUGCCCACCAGAAUGACGCGGCGGCGGUACGGAAACUUCUCGAAGAAGACAGAACGCUGGUCCAGGCCAGAGAUUACGACCACCGCACUCCGCUCCACGUUGCUUCCCUCCAUGGCUGGACCGACGUCGCCCACUGCUUGAUCGACUAUGGUGCCGACGUCAAUGCUCAGGAUCGUUGGAAGAAUACUCCUCUGGCUGACGCUGAAGGGUCAAGAAAGCUUCGCAUGAUUGAGUUAUUGAAGUGUUAUGGCGGUCUAUCAUAUGGGCAAAAUGGAAGUCAUUCUGAACCAAGAUCUGUUCCACCACCUCUACCAAACAAAUGUGAUUGGGAGGUUGAUCCUUCUGAGUUGGACUUCUCAAACUCUGUUAUUAUUGGGAAGGGGUCAUUCGGCGAGAUACUUAAAGCCUAUUGGCGUGGAACUCCGGUUGCUGUAAAACGAAUUCUUCCAAACCUCUCGGAUGACCGUUUGGUGAUUCAGGAUUUCAGGCAUGAGGUAAAUUUGUUGGUCAAACUUCGUCACCCAAAUGUGGUUCAAUUUCUUGGAGCUGUUACUGACCAAAAGCCUUUGAUGUUGAUUACAGAGUAUUUAAGAGGGGGUGAUCUUCAUCAGCACCUCAAAGAGAAAGGUGCUCUUAGCCCAUCUACAGCUGUCAACUUUGCAAUGGACAUAGCUAGAGGCAUGACUUAUCUUCAUAACGAGCCUAAUGUUAUUAUUCACAGAGACCUAAAGCCAAGGAAUGUUCUUCUAGUUAAUUCAAGUGCGGAACAUCUAAAAGUAGGAGACUUUGGAUUAAGCAAGCUCAUCCGUGUUCAAAAUUCACACGAUGUGUACAAAAUGACAGGCGAAACUGGAAGCUAUCGGUACAUGGCUCCUGAAGUUUUCAAGCACAAGAAAUAUGAUAAGAAGGUGGACGUUUUCUCAUUUGCUAUGAUACUAUAUGAGAUGCUAGAAGGUGAUGCACCAAUGUCCAACUGUGAAGCAUACGAAGCAGCUAAAUAUGUAGCAGAUGGACACCGACCCACUUUCCGAGCAAAAGGAUUUAUACCUGAACUAAAAGAACUAGUUGAUCAAUGUUGGGCAGGAGAUAUGAAUCAAAGGCCUUCUUUCUUAGAGAUCAUGAAGAGGCUAGAGAAAAUAAUGGAAAUUCUACCUCCAGACAAUCAUUGGAACAUUUUUACUUCAUAAUACAACCAAGCCAAGGUUUCCCACCCCAUAGCUAGAUUCAAUACUUUAUGUUAUAUAUAUAUAUAUAGUAUAUUUAAACCAAAGUAAAACUUGUUUGGAGAGAACCAACACAAAAAAUAUAUAGUUAAUUUAUUAUUGCAUAGGACAUGUUUCUUUUCAUUUAUUGUAUUGAUCAAAAGUUGAUCAAAACAUUCUAUAUUGUUGCGUUGGAGGAUACAAUCAUAAGAAGUUGUUAUGUCGCAGUUGA